This is a messenger RNA of Zea mays, 1462 nucleotides long. RefSeq lists its product as uncharacterized. Gene Ontology annotation, cellular component: cytoplasm; cyclin-dependent protein kinase holoenzyme complex; nucleus. Bases 175 to 1053 code for a protein of 292 amino acids. The record is from RefSeq and is marked validated. The transcript is spliced from 8 exons. Gene Ontology annotation, biological process: protein phosphorylation; signal transduction; regulation of G2/M transition of mitotic cell cycle. Lineage: Eukaryota; Viridiplantae; Streptophyta; Magnoliopsida; Poales; Poaceae. Gene Ontology annotation, molecular function: ATP binding; cyclin-dependent protein serine/threonine kinase activity; cyclin binding.
CAGCCACCCAGUUGCUCAAGUGAUUCCAGGCCCACGCCACGCCAACCCCGGGCUCAACUCGAGUCCACACGCCCCAGCACCACCCCUGCCUCUCAGUCCAGUCCCCCACCCACCACCACCACUCCUCCCCUCGCCGCCGCCCGUUCCCGACCGAUCCGGCCGGAUCGCCCCGCCAUGGACCAGUACGAGAAGGUGGAGAAGAUCGGGGAGGGCACGUACGGGGUGGUGUACAAGGGCAAGGACCGCCACACCAACGAGACGAUCGCGCUCAAGAAGAUCCGCCUCGAGCAGGAGGACGAGGGCGUCCCCUCCACCGCCAUCCGCGAGAUCUCCCUCCUCAAGGAGAUGCAGCACCGCAACAUCGUCAGGCUGCAGGACGUCGUGCACAACGACAAGUGCAUCUACCUCGUCUUCGAGUACCUCGACCUCGACCUCAAGAAGCACAUGGACUCCUCCACGGACUUCAAGAACCACCGCAUAGUCAAAUCCUUCCUCUACCAGAUUCUGCGGGGCAUCGCCUACUGCCACUCGCACCGCGUGCUCCACCGCGACCUGAAGCCGCAGAACCUGCUGAUUGACCGCCGCAACAACCUCUUGAAGCUCGCGGACUUUGGACUGGCGAGGGCGUUCGGCAUCCCUGUCCGGACGUUCACUCAUGAGGUGGUGACGCUUUGGUAUAGAGCGCCUGAAAUCCUUCUCGGUGCAAGGCAUUAUUCCACCCCUGUUGAUGUGUGGUCAGUUGGUUGCAUUUUCGCUGAAAUGGUGAACCAGAAGGCGCUUUUUCCUGGCGACUCUGAGAUCGAUGAGCUGUUUAAGAUUUUCAGAAUUUUGGGCACUCCAACUAAAGAAACAUGGCCAGGCGUUGCUUCGUUGCCUGAUUACAAGUCAACUUUCCCAAAGUGGCCACCUGUGGAUCUUGCAACGGUGGUCCCGACACUCGAACCGUCGGGAAUCGAUCUCCUAUCUAAGAUGCUGCGUCUAGAUCCCAGCAAGAGGAUCACCGCCCGCGCCGCCCUCGAGCACGACUACUUCAGGGACCUCGAGCACGCCUAGCAGGAUAUGGAUGGAUGGAUGAACCGUUUCCCCUCCCCUGCUCCCUCUGUAAAUUACGGUAGCAGCCGCGAUGCUUGGGGCCGGCGAGUACCCCCGUCUGGGCGGCCGUUGAGUUAUGUGUGUUACUCUAUAGUAUGACUAAGCUGGAGUGCCUCAUGUCCACCAUGCAGUGCAGCUUUUUUCUCCGACUUUUUUUUGCUGCGUAGAGAAAUGAGAUGAGAAAUGUGAUCCAGAGAUCCUUGUGCCAUGGGAGACCUAGUAGUAGACUAGUAGCUAUGUAGGUGUCGGCACUGGCCUCUCUUGAACCUGUAUGAUGGCUGGAGAGAGAGGAGAGACGGCGGCUUCUCUGGUUGAUAAGUUGGUCCUGGUAUGGUGUGCUUGCCGCCGAUGCACGUCAUGGUCUUUCUUC